CGCGCUAUCGUUUCGCGCUAUACUACGCACCCACACACUCGCGCGUACACACAACACACACAUAGUGCCGCGCUCGCGCACAACGUAAGCGGUAAUACACACACCCAACACACACACAUGCACACGCGCGCGCACACGUUGAGGGUCCGUAGUACACGCAGCAGCAGUAUUGUGUGUGGUGUGCGUGACGUUCGUUUUCUGCAGAAACACUGUGCGAAUUUUUUUUAGUUUUCGUUUUGCGCGUCCGAUAUUUGUUUUCGGUUUUUUUUGUAAACCGUUCCUGUGGUCAUCGUCAUCAGUGUAAUCUCUUGUGGAUUUUACCGUCGUUGUAGUCGUUUUCGAAAUUGGUUUCUCACGGUCUACCGUCGGCCGGUGGUGCAGGUGGUCUCCCCUGUCAUGCCCGCGAUCCGCGUCGCCGUCGUCGGAAUCGGUGCACGACGACCGCCGCCGUUGCCGGACCGCUGUCCGGAACACGGCCGCUUCUGAUCCACUGGUUUCGUAGUUGUCUCGAGAUGACGGUAACGGCCACGGCCUCUGCUGUUGCUGCCGGUGCUGCGGUGAUUACCACAACCAUCAUCACCACCGCCAUCACCGCCACUAUCACGUCGACAGGACGUGACGCGUCGCGGCGGUAAGAAGAGCGCACGCGGUCUUUUCCGGCCCACUCGUCCACCCCCUCACUACCCCUAACCAACCGCUGGUAACCGUGUUUUUGCACGGCGACGGUGCUGGCAGCAGCGGCAGCAGGCGCGACGUAUUGUUUUGGACGAUAUGAAGUGCUGCGUUACGCGGGACGCGUGAACGAAAAUGCAACGUGACAAGGCCAUAAUAGUCUUUUUCACUACAGCUAUUAAAAUUACUGCGAGGACGACGGAGACGAUUGCGACCACCGUACAAGUGCCAAAGGCCGCAGUUAAAACAUGAACACUCCCGUUGGACUGCUGAUGGCCGUGUUCUUCGUCUGUUCACAGUUCAUCCGAGGUUGUUGGUGUUCAGAAGACGAGGAGCGUCUGGUUAGAGAUCUUUUCAGGGGCUACAAUAAACUAAUCAGGCCAGUCCAGAACAUGACCGAAAAAGUCAAUGUACAGUUUGGUUUAGCAUUCGUUCAACUCAUCAACGUGAAUGAAAAGAGUCAAAUAAUGAAAUCAAACGUUUGGUUGAGACUUGUAUGGAGGGACUAUCAAUUACAAUGGGACGAAGCAGACUACGGUGGUAUACAGGUGCUCAGGUUACCACCGGAUAAAGUGUGGAAGCCGGAUAUAGUGUUGUUCAACAAUGCUGAUGGAAAUUAUGAAGUUCGUUACAAAUCGAACGUGCUCAUUCGACCAAAUGGAGAACUUCUAUGGAUACCACCGGCAAUUUACCAGAGCUCCUGCACCAUAGACGUUACAUAUUUUCCUUUUGAUCAGCAAACUUGCAUAAUGAAAUUUGGCUCUUGGACAUUUAAUGGCGAUCAAGUAUCGUUAGCGUUAUACAAUGACAAACAGUUCGUCGACCUGUCUGACUACUGGAAAUCCGGAACUUGGGAUAUUAUAGAGGUACCUGCGUAUCUGAACGUAUACCAGGAGUCGCCUACCCAGACGGACAUUACAUUCUACAUAGUGAUUCGAAGGAAAACUCUGUUCUACACAGUGAAUUUGAUACUGCCCACGGUCCUCAUAUCUUUCCUGUGCGUGCUAGUGUUCUACUUGCCAGCCGAAGCCGGUGAAAAGGUCACGCUGGGCAUCAGCAUUUUACUGUCACUAGUCGUCUUCCUAUUGCUCGUCUCCAAAAUACUGCCACCCACUUCUUUAGUACUGCCGCUCAUCGCCAAAUAUUUGCUAUUCACGUUCAUCAUGAACACCGUCAGCAUAUUGGUCACUGUUAUCAUAAUCAACUGGAAUUUUCGAGGGCCUCGUACCCACCGUAUGCCACCUUGGAUAAGGACUGUGUUCCUAUACUACCUUCCGGCAUGCAUGUUCAUGAAACGGCCGAAGAAAACGCGACUGAGGUGGAUGAUGGAAAUGCCGGGUAUGAGUGGUCCGCCACAUCCGCACCACACGUCACCGUCGGACCUACCCGCGCCCGCGCCCCCGAGUUCCGCGACGCCGUCCAAACACAAGAUGGAGGCAAUGGAGCUGGCCGACCUGCAUCAUCCCAACUGCAAGAUCAACCGAAAGGCAAGCGCGGAGCGGAGGGAGAGCGAGAGCUCCGACUCGCUAAUCUUAUCACCGGAGGCAUCCAAGGCCACCGAAGCAGUGGAGUUCAUCGCCGAACACUUGAGGAACGAGGAUCAAUACAUACAGAUAAGAGAAGACUGGAAGUACGUAGCGAUGGUUAUUGAUCGGCUGCAGUUGUAUCUGUUCUUCUUUGUCACCACCGCCGGCACCCUUGGCAUACUAAUGGAUGCCCCUCAUAUAUUCGAGACUGUCGACCAGGACAAAAUCAUCGAAAUCUACGGCGGAAAAUAAACAUUUAAGAAAUAAAAAAGAUUUAUAGAUGAAAAUGCUCAAGUUAGAACUAAUUUGCUUCAGAGGAGUUAUUUAAAAUAAUAAUAAUAAUUAAAAUAAUAAUUUUAUUAUUUUAAAAUUAAUGAACAAAAAAAAAACAGUACUGUAUAACCAUCGUGUUGUUAUUAUUAAUAUAAAAAUACAACUUAGUUAGUUUAAGUGCCAAAAAAAAAGAAAUGUUAUUUAUUACUAUUGUGUAAAAUAAUUAAUGAUGUUUAAGAAAAAAAAACAAAUAAUAUUACUAAUAUUUUUAGAUUAGUGUUAAAGUUGGAAUGAACAGCUCGCGAAAAUGUCUCGAACGUCCGUACGUAUACUGUUUGUAUUGCAAAAAUAUCCUAAGGGGUUUUGAAUGUGCUCAAAUCGUUCAUUUUCCAAGCACAACACACAGGGGGGUGAUUUAUCACAGAUUCAAACCAAAUUUAUUUUGUCCUUUAGAAUAUCUCGUAUUUCCGCUGUGUCCCUUCCAAUAACGCACCGGUAUGCUGUGAACCGCUCACCCUGUGUAACUCCAAUGUGCCAAUAUCGUUGACGUGACAGAUGAUAAACUAAAUUUUUUUUGCUCAAACUCGUCGCGUAUAAUAUGUAAACAAAAUAAAUGGCCCAAAAUUAUUAUUUUAUAGGUUUUUCUAAUGACAAUAAUUAAAAAGAAAAGCCGAAACAUAUUAUUACUACCGCAAUGUUUGUUUAUAAUUAUAGUUUAAUUUGUUUAUCAUAAUAUUUCCUCAUCUAAAUAUAUUAAAAUCUUCGCUCAAAUAUUUUUCGCUUAUGCUGUACUAUAGACGAUGACGUCCGGGACAUAUUCGUCAAAUUUUGAACCAACGUUUGGUGUACAUAACUAUUAUUGUUAUAUUUUUUUAGUUUUUUUAUUUCUCAGUUUAGUAGAAGUCAUUCCGUGCCCGGUUUGUCUAGAACACUCAAAUUAUGAACAUUAUAUAAGAAUAACUUUGCGCGGUCUACUAUUAUAUUAUAAUAAUGAUAAUAUUAUACGUGUUUGAAUGUGCCCAACGAUUGUCUGGGUGAUGGAGCUAACCGGGCUAAUAUUACUGUCCAUAGGUUAAAUCCAACGCUGGUUUCAAAAUGGUCGUAUAUACAAAUUAAUCGUUAGAAACCGUUUGCAACUUUCUAGCAUAACCUAUGUUAUAAUCAAAUUUAUAUUAAAUACUAAUAUCUAAUCAUUUAUUGUUAUUAUUAUUAUUAUUAUUAUUAUUAUUAUUAUUAUUAUUAUUAUUAUUAUAGUGUGCACUAACGGCAUACGGCUCACGUUAGUUGUAUACUAGAAUUUAGUUUAUUUUAUUAUUUCAUUAAAAAAAAAAACAAAUUAAUUUGUUUUUAUUUUUGUUUUUUGUGUAGUGUGUGUUGCAAAAUUUUGGUGUACGUACAAUUUUGUUACUGCGUUUUAAUAUUAUAAUAAUGUUACAACCCUUGAAAAGGGGAAUUUUUUUUAAGUAUUGUAUAAAAAUAAUAAAUAUAGUUAAGUCAUGGAAGAUAUACAACACAGCUGUUACAAUCAUCCGUGUACACAAUAAUAAUUUAAUUACAAAAAAAAAAAAUUAAGAAAUUCA
Molecule: messenger RNA, 4051 nt
Organism: Acyrthosiphon pisum (pea aphid)
Lineage: Eukaryota; Metazoa; Arthropoda; Insecta; Hemiptera; Aphididae
Gene: nAChRbeta1
Product: nicotinic acetylcholine receptor beta1
Exons: 9
Coding region: 921-2450 (509 amino acids)
Biological process (GO): monoatomic ion transmembrane transport
Cellular component (GO): postsynaptic membrane
Molecular function (GO): transmembrane signaling receptor activity; acetylcholine-gated monoatomic cation-selective channel activity
Source: RefSeq, a predicted model, not a curated record